AUGCACCGAGUAACGCCCAAGAAGCUUUUCCGGCCCGCUGGACAGGUCAGGAGUGGAACGGCGACGACGGCGGCGGCAGUAGCAGCGAAGUGGCAGCAGCAGCCAGAAGUAAUGGUUGAAUGCGGCAACAACAACGGGGGAGAGAGAGAACGACCACACGUAAUGGAAGGCUCUUCCGGAGAAUCAGAAGGGAGCGUGUGUGCGAGAAGAGAGUGA
Messenger RNA from Morchella sextelata, 216 nucleotides. RefSeq lists its product as uncharacterized. Lineage: Eukaryota; Fungi; Ascomycota; Pezizomycetes; Pezizales; Morchellaceae. The transcript has a single exon. Bases 1 to 216 code for a protein of 71 amino acids. The record is from RefSeq and is a predicted model, not a curated record.